AUGAGCGUCAGCCGCCGCAGGGGAGCAGCCGACCAGGGCUCCCGCCAGGGGCCCACCGGGAUCCUCCAGGACCACCGGGACCCUCCAGGACCACCGGGACCCUCCAGGACCACCGGGACCCUCCAGGACCACCGGGACCCCAGGACCACCGGGACCCUCCAGGCCCACCGGGACCCUCCAGGACCACCGGGACCCUCCAGGACCUGGGCCCCCGGAGGCCGCCGCCCAGGCCCGCGGGGCGCGCACCAGCAGAGGCGGGGGUCAACUCGGCCCCCGCGCCGGACCCGGGGCCCCCAAAACCAGCCAGCCCCCCGCGCCAGCCAGAGCGGUUUCCCCACUGCUAACUCCUGCUUCCUGCGCCCGGCUGCCACCCCGGCUGAGGCGCCCACGCGGGCACCGCGCUGCCCAGGCCUCUUCCCACCGGCCCCGCUGGACGCAACCACGGCGCAGCCCCGCUCGGCGUUCCCGGGCCCACAACACCUUCUCGGGCAAGGCAACACGGCGGGCCACCGGCGGGAGCGCCCCCGGGCGUGCGGGCGCACCGGGCGGCCCCGGGCACGCGGCUCCCUCGUCCCCGAGCCCCGCACGCUGCCCGCCCGGCCCACCCACAGGCCCCCGCCGGCGGACGGCCAGGCCUCCCGCCGCCGCUGCCCACCUGAGGCGGAGAGGGAGCGGGAAGCUGCUGCUACAGCCGCGUCAACACCCGGCCGCGUCGCAGCUGCCCCGGGCACCGCCGGCUCGGUUCCCCGCCCGCCGCCCCGCAGCCAAUGGGCGCCCACCCCUUCCGCCGCGGCCAAUGAGAAGGCGGCAAGCGCCCCGGGGCGGGGCGGGCCCAGCGCCUGCCCCGCCCCCGCCGACGGCGCGUCGGAGGACCGGGCGGGGCGAGGUUGGCCGAGCCACGUGUGUCUGCUGCGAUUGGCUGGCCCGGCAGCGUGCGGCGCGCUGAUUGGCCGCCGGGAAAUGGCGCGACCCGGCGCGUGA
Molecule: messenger RNA, 981 nt
Organism: Ochotona curzoniae (black-lipped pika)
Lineage: Eukaryota; Metazoa; Chordata; Mammalia; Lagomorpha; Ochotonidae
Product: basic salivary proline-rich protein 1-like
Exons: 3
Coding region: 1-981 (326 amino acids)
Source: RefSeq, a predicted model, not a curated record